Messenger RNA from Laccaria bicolor S238N-H82, 435 nucleotides. RefSeq lists its product as uncharacterized. Lineage: Eukaryota; Fungi; Basidiomycota; Agaricomycetes; Agaricales; Hydnangiaceae. The record is from RefSeq and is a predicted model, not a curated record. The transcript is spliced from 2 exons. The coding region runs from base 1 to 435 and encodes 144 amino acids.
AUGGAUUCCAUUACCUAUUCUCGCGGUGAUGUCGUGUUUGCGAUCCCUCCAAAAAACAACAACGAUGGCAUUCCUAUUACGAAGACGAGGAGUGGCAAUAUUGGCGGACAUCCUAUCAUAGUUCUUAGUGCCGAUGCCUCCGCUAAAACCAUCAAGGGUGUCAUGGUGCAGAUGUUCGAUGAUUGUCUCAACCUCACCGCUGUGACCGGCUUGGAUGCCACCCUACACAAGUGGUUCCUCCCAGUCACUCCGGCGACAAAAGAGUCUAUCCAUGAACCAAUCCCCACUCGUCCUGGCAGCGCCGGCAAGGCAGAAUGGGUGAAUCUCAAAGAUAUCCUUCCAAUUCCAGAAAAUAAAAUUAGAAAGGUUCUGGGAAACGUACCUGCUAGUACGGUCACCGCCAUCAAAGCUGCCAUUGUCGAGGCCAGAAAAUGA